AUGUGUGCGUCUCAUAGGGCAGAUUUUGAAUUGUUUCUAAACCUGGAUACUUCUGCUUGUAAAGGAUCGGAUUCUAUUCAUGACCCUGGUGCAAACAUUGGUACUGGCUUUCAGGAAAUAGAGAUAAAUAAGCAUGCACCCUCUACUAAAAAUAUCGAGGUGAACUGUACACCUGCUGCGAAUGAAUUACAGAGUGGUGAACGAACUGUUUUAGAUCUUCCAGUGGAUGAAAAGUUUAAAAGGUCUGCAUCUUCAGAGUGUGAUAUGCAAAACAGAAAUGUGUCUGAAAGUUACAGUGGAAAAACUUCUUUUAAACAAUGAGUUAUUGUAUUGCAGGUUGGAUGUGGGGUUGGAAACACUGUUUUUCCCAUUUUGGAGACUAAUAUAGACACUGAUGUUUUUGUUUACUGCUGCGAUUUUUCUGAGGUUGCUGUUUCUUUAGUGAAGAGUCAUGAUUUAUAUGAUCCCAGACGAUGCCAUGCAUUUUUUUGUGAUAUAUCUUCAGAUAAUUGGAAUAUUCCCUUUGAAGAAGAAAGCAUAGAUUUUAUUAUUUUAGUUUUUGUUUUGUCUGCCAUUCAUCCAGAAAAAAUGCAGCAAGUUGUCAACAGAUUGGCUAAAUUUUUAAAACCUGGAGGACAGAUUUUAUUUAGGGAUUAUGGGAAGUAUGAUAUGGUUGAACUUCGUUUUAAGCCUGGACAGUAUUUGACUGAACAUUUUUAUGUGCGUGGUGAUGGCACUCGUGUAUACUUUUUUUCUGAAGAUCAAGUUCACAGUUUAUUUCAUAAUGCUGGCUUAGUUAAGACUCAGUUGUACAGCAGCAGACGAUUACAAGUCAAUAGAGGAAAAUUGCUUAAAAUGUAUAGAAUAUGGAUUCAAGCAAAGUAUAUGAAAAAAUAGUUUUAUAAUUAAAUAGGCAAUUAAAUAUUUUACUUCUAUUUCUAUAUUCA
Messenger RNA from Stegodyphus dumicola, 947 nucleotides. RefSeq names its product methyltransferase-like protein (gene Mettl2). Gene Ontology annotation, molecular function: tRNA (cytidine-N3)-methyltransferase activity. NCBI's taxonomy places the organism in Eukaryota, Metazoa, Arthropoda, Arachnida, Araneae, Eresidae. The record is from RefSeq and is a predicted model, not a curated record.